ACAACCUCAUCAGUCACACGAUAUCGGGAAAAAAUAUACAUUCAGAAGUUGAUUCGCAGGCAUCUGAGAUUGAGAUUGAAUUUAAUAUCAAUAGCAUUAUCUUUUCUGGCCUACCACGUUCUGUGUAUCCAUUACGCCAGAAAAUUUCUGCCAAGAGCCUCGAUGAUAAAUUGACAGCUCCAGUGCUUUAAUCGCACUUACAAAUCAUAAGAUGUCUCACAAAAAGAAAAGUAAGCCUGGUUCUGUGCGCCGAAGGGUCAUGGCAGCAGAAAGAGCACAGGAAAGGCCGCAGAAUCCACCAGCUGUACCGCACUCAGCAACAAAUCCUACAAUUCAGAGUAGCCUGCCUGGUCAAGAACAGACAGACAGUCCACGCCCGGCAAAGCGCGCCAGAAUCGAUACUGGAGAACCCUUUGAGAAUCCCGGAAAAGUCACCCAGUCGCCUUCAAGGGAUGUAUCUGCCGUUCCACCCAGGUCAGGUGACCAGAAACCGGCACCUGCAUCCUCCUUCUCCUCCUCCUCCUCUCUCCCAGCAUGCAUAGAGGGUUUCGAAUCUUCCUAUGAUGUCACAGCAAUCAAUAUCAUCUCCGCAUCGUCUAUCCAAGAGAACGUCUUAAAGGUGAUCAAAGUUUUGGAUAUCGACUUGACUGAGGCGAAGCCUAAGACCAAAGCCCCACUGGUGAUCCUUACUGGUCAGGGAGCGGUUACCGGAAAAUUGAUUUCGAUUGUCGAGAUCGCCAAACGCAAUGCCAAGAACAAGGGAGUUAGAGUCUUUCAAUAUUCCAGUCUAGGAUCAAUAUCGAAAGAGGAGAUGCUGCAAAAGAAGCAACAACAAACGCGGCAAGGGCAGAAAAAUGAAGAAGUAGAUCGAACGGCCAGGGAGGGCGAAGAAGUUGAAUCAACUCAGACUAUAGAAUCCCAGGAGGGGUUUGCAUUGGCUUUGCCCAGCAACGGAGGGCAGAAAAAGGCGCGGCAAAUACCAGUGCUGACCAUAUAUCUUUCGAAUUCAACUAUCAAGCAUUUGAAGGAAAAAUACGGGGAGCAACCACGUCUCUGCUGAAACUUGACAUAUUCCUUUCAUCCUAAGCAGAACAUGCAUUUGGUAUGCUUCAAUAUUCGCAUCACCUAGUUUGGUCUAGGAACUACUAGUUGCAUUAAAUUCUUCCAUUACAGAAAGCAACUGGUUUUCUGAUACGCUGAGUGCCAGUACAAGAACGGCUCAAAAGAUUCGGCAGAAAAUGCGUAAAAUAAUGUACAUUUAUGAUAUCAAGAUAAUAGCCAACAGAGCAAGCAAUUUAUACACCUAAAAUGAUACACCUAAAAUGAUCGCUCGGUAAAUCCUUGGAGGUAUAAAUGGCCUUUCUCCAUGUCCACC
Messenger RNA from Xylona heveae TC161, 1375 nucleotides. RefSeq lists its product as hypothetical. The record is from RefSeq and is a predicted model, not a curated record. Lineage: Eukaryota; Fungi; Ascomycota; Xylonomycetes; Xylonales; Xylonaceae. The coding region runs from base 212 to 1060 and encodes 282 amino acids. The transcript is spliced from 2 exons.